AGAUCCUUGAGUCCGAAGAAAUCUCAGGCUCAGCUGUAUUGCAGACAUCGGAGACAGUCCACAGUAGAUUGCCUCCAAUAUCUUCAUCUUCCGAGGAGAAUUUUCUUUAUUCACGUCCAUAUUGAGUUCCCUAUGUAAUUAUACGGUUGAAUGUUCAUCUUUUUCUCCACCUUACAUUCCAGGAACGUACGAUUCGUUGGAUUUGUACAUGUAGCGAAGUUGUCACACCGUACGUAGAAGCAAAUAGAAAGUGAAAGAAAUCGUUCAGCAGGACCGACGCGUGGAAACAGGAGCAGAGUUCUUUUUUGAUUUCAUGUCAGCAUUGUGUUUCUAUUUCCCUAUUUCCCAUCAGCCAAUCUAUUUCUAAGCAGCGCCCUUCCCAUUUGUCUUUGUUCCAUCUUUACAAUUCUAUAAUCUUAUUCGACGUGUAAGUUUGAAAAUGGCCGCGAUUCUGUCCCCCGAGGCGCAGAUUUAUAACGAGGUCAAGGAGGAGCUGACCCAAGCCAUUUCCGGAGUGGUUGAUGGCAAAGGCGGGUUUUGCUCGUUGGGAGUUGUUUGCGAGGAUGCAACGGUAAUAGAUGACAGUUGGAAGAAGUAGUAGAAUUAGAACAGGAUAAACGAAAAUUAGUAAGUAUUUGCACAGAUGAGUAAUUGUAAUUGGUAUUGAUUGGUCAUGGUCAUGGAUCGACUUGUAGAAAUUUUAGAGGAUAAAUUUCUCGUCUUGCAUGCGCGACUAAUAGGAAGUCCACGUUGGUCGUUGCUGCACACCACCACGUAGCUAGAAGAGCUGCUGGAAGGGCAAAUUAUCUUGCAGGGGGACCACGUCCACGUUCUUGAAGAAAGGCAAAAAUGAAAGUAAAAUUGUCUGGACAAGACGCAAGCGAAAGACAGUAAAGGAACCUGCUCCAAUAGUACACGACUUCUACUGGGAAAAAUACUCAACAACUACAACAGAUCAAGCAGUGGCUCGCGAAGAUCCCCGCGGGUUUUGAGAAGAAGUUGACCACAAUCCUGAAGGAGUAUAAUUCGUACUUCAUGCUCUGCAAGGACGCGUGCGUCGCCACGGCUCUGGGGAUUUCGAACGGAUUUGUGGACGGCGACGGGAACAUUCUCAACAAAAAUGCGCUGGGCAAGAACAAAAACGCCAAGAGCAAGAAGCGACCAGCUGCGAAUAUGGCUUGUUUAGAUGUUGUUUCACAUUCUCAGCUGUGUUACAAGAAAAGCGAAGAUUUGUGAAGAUGAAGAUGCAAAAAGUGCGCGAUCAUCUGGCAUGAUACAACUCCCCAGACGACCUCAUAAGAAUCUGGUGAGAUUUGUAUUGCAAAAAGCGGAACAAGAACGCUCUGUGGGUCUGGGUCUCUCCUGAUUCUGGCUAUGCAAGACAAAACUCGGACUCUAUUGUAACGAAUGAGAUUGAAACACCUGAGUACUAGGUCAUAGCAAACACCGACGGUGGGUCUAACUCGCCCGCUGGAACCAACGCUGGCGCGCCGGUGGACGAUGGCUUCGCGCAGGAGCUCCAUGGGGGCGACAACUUGCCGUCCGCGAAUCUAUCAACUGUAAAAAUGUCUGGGUCUGGAAAUUUGUGAUGCUAAAAUGUGCAAGAGGAGGUCACUUGCUUAUGCAGGAAAGCAUGACAAGGGCAAGGCUGCAGCACGCUUUCUCAUACGAACUCCGCAAGAGAAACUGCGUUUUUGUAUGACAGAAGAGGCCACCACAGUGCUUGGUCAUGCAAUACAGAUUUCACAGGAAUGCAAGACCAGCAUUACAAGUUCCAACUUUCCAGACCCGGACAUUUUUACAUUUGAUAGAAUCCCUUCGCAAACGACGACGACUUUAACUUCGGAGGGUAUGCAUUGCAAAACUAUCGUACUCGUAGCUAGUAAUCGCAGUCACGUAUUACAAAUCCUUCCCGAUCCUCAGGUAAAUCAGCAUGACGAAUUCAAUUCGUCAUGCUGAGCGAACUACUUGUAUAUGCAAUUAAGUUCAUCUACUAGCGCGAUACUUUUGCAAUGCAUAUUUGGGAGUCCGCGAACAUCCCGGGACAGUAUGUGGAGGAGCGAAACGUGGAGCAGGAAGCCAUGAAGCCGGAGAGCCCACAGAUGAACUCGUCACCGGUAUGAUUUACAUUUGCAUUUCGAAAAGUUAAGACCAUCAUCAAGAGCUGGUGCUGAGCCCUCCGUUUCUAUUAUUUCCCGCGUUUUUUGGAACUGAUUCAGAUUCAUUCUUCUUCAUGUUGACGGGGCUAUCUAUCUUUAUCGGGCUUUUGUUUCUCCUGUCCUGCAUGCCCAGUAUAAUGCAUCGAAGAAACAAUAAUUCUAAAUGCACCUCCACUGACCACAGGAACAGAACCAGGACCUGUUUUCCUUGAUUUCGGACAAGCUCAUGGAUGUGGCGCUCAAGGAGGAUAGUCUGGUCUUCAUCAAAACCAUUGAGCAGAUCCGAAAAGCCAGGAAUGAAUUGCUGAGUAAGUUUUGAUUCGUACUCCACGACUUUUGGUUUUUAUUUUUUAUCGACACUCAGUUGACGAAUUUUAAUCCCCGGUUGUUAGUCCGACAUUCCAUGUUUGUGUCGAUCAUGAUGGUACACACUGAUCACAUGUUGGUAUGAACAACCACGAAUAUUGAACAAAAACAUCUACAUCACAAACAUCACCCAACGACACUAAAUAUCUACAGACAUUGACGACACCCCCCAUUGGAACAAGUUUUACAACACGGGCGCGAGCGGAAGGGACCGUGGCCGCAACAACGACCGGGACCGACCCGACCGGGGUGGGGACAGGAGAGAUGGUCGCGACAGACGGGCACAAAGUAUAGAUGCGAUAAUUUUCCGACUGGUUUUUAUUUUCACGUGGAAGUUCUUGUAGACGAUGUAGUGGACGUCGACGUGUUUCUCCAUAUGAAUUUGAUGUUUUGGUUUUGCGAAGAUGUUUGCGAAUUUUGUUUAUUGCAGGUACGAACCCAGUUUCCCAACGAACGAUCCGUAUGGACGACCGCAACGCUCCCCGCGGUGGCACUUACGCGAGCUUCAACAACGACAACAUGAUGAACAGGGGUGAGAACUCCCGGGGCGGGGACCGGGAGCCCGUGAAGCCGAUCCGACUGGACGCCUCGGACCCGGAGGAGGUCGAGGAGCGGCGGAUCUUGAUCGUGCGCGAGGUCGCGGUGCUGCUCCGCCGCUCUCCGGACCGCCAGCUGCCGCUCGAGGAAAUUUUGCAGAAGGUCACCGGGUUCAAGCACCUGAGCGCGGGGGUGUGCCGGUCCCCGUAUCCUGAGUAAAAACGUCCCCACACCAGAGUUGUCAUGCAGAUUUGCAAUGACAGGAACAUUUGUAAUGCGCAUCGCCAAGAGAGGCAUUUUUAGUCGUGUUUUGGAUCUUGUAAUGCUGUAAACAGGAUGAGCAGAUGGAUUUCUGAUGCAGCUGGCCUUGCGAACCUGCACUACACUACGGACUGCAACUUGUGAUGCGUGACCCCCAAAAGUUCUAGGCUUGUGUUGCAAAAUCCCCAUCUUGACUCUGGUGUGGGGAUGUUUUUACUCAGGAUACCCCGCAGGAGUUCUUUAACUACCGCACCGUGAAGCCGCUCAUGAGCCUGAACAAUAUCAAAUGCAAAUAUGUCUGGGUCUGGAUGAGUGCAGAUGUUUGUCAUGCUGCUCUUGCAUCAUGACCAAGGAGGUCUGUCAUGCAAACCGUAGCAUCACACGUCUUGAGAAGGUGUUCCAAUGCCUAAUCAGCAUGACAAAUCCCCCAUUUUGGUGCCAAUUUUUGGGCCGCAUUUGCUGUUCCUGCAUGACAGAUCUUCGUGUUGUCUGAAAUUUGCAUCACAAGUUGCAUUCUUCCAGACCCAGACAUAUUUGCAAGGCAUAAGCAACGGGACCGUGCAACUGGUCGUGGACAACCGUGUGGUGCAGGAGGUGGUGGACGGGGCGGCCAAGACCUUUAACAAGUAUAAGGAUCAGAUGCCGCACCUGUUCCCGCCGGGCACGGGCGGUGGCGGCGGCGGGGCCAGCCGGGGGAACCGCGGCGGCGCCAACCGGGGCCGGGACGGAAACAUGGGAGGACCGCGGGGCGGCGUCGGCUCUUUCGGAGGCCACACGCAGCGCAUCGGGCCGCCGGGCGGCAUGCGAGGUGGUGACAACAAUCGCCUAGGGGGGCGUGGGGGUGACGAAAAGCGACGAAGGGUCAUGUGAAUCUUCGCAAGGUCGUGAAGUAGAUGAAAACGUGUAAUUCUAUCGAGGAUUAUAGAAAUGGUUUGUAAAACUAAAAAGAACAGAUACAAAUAGGGUGUAAUACUUCUUGGAUAUCAUGGAUUUCACUAGCUGCUUGACCUACAGCAGGCGGAACAACGAACCGAAUCGAUCAGAACCUAUUUUUGCGAAUAAAGUAGAAUGAGCAACGAAUUACGGCACAACUUUUGUAGAUGAAUCUUACACGACGACGACCACAGGAGAAGUGUUUAUUUUUCUAAUACGUAUCGAAGAAACGAAGGCGAACUCAACUCCACAACGAUUUUUUACGAACUUCUAGGUGCAGGACCUGACAAGACAUUUUUAUGGUGGAACUCAACAAUGAUCCUUGUUGUGGCGACUCUCUCGUAGAAGUACCCUUUUCAUCAUUCUAUCCGCGUCUUCUCUCAUUCGGAACAUGAAGGAGAGCGCUUUUUUUCUCUCGCGUUCUUUACAACAACUUCUGAGCCACCGUCGACAUCGCUCAACAGUCAACACAACAAGAAUAAUUAUAGCAACGAACUUCUGUAAUUCUGAUUCCUUUGAUGCACCAAAUGUCUCGUCUGGUGGGAAGAUCGACGCCACCCAGUAGACACGUUUCUUCGGUAGAUGACACGUAGUACUAACUAGCAGUAUAGUUCACAGCGAGCGGUUUGAUGAUGCUAUACGUAUCAUCUUUGGAUGAUUGAUGUUCUUCUUGUUUGAGGAGAAGAAUUCGAAUACUUAUUGCAGUGGUCGCUACAGCUAGUUGUGCAACCCCAACUACAGUAGGGGAGGAAGCGGGAACAGAAGUACUACUUGAUACCAAAUGAAAAAAGCAAUUGGCGCCGAUGAA
Amoebophrya sp. A120 is the source of this 5064-nucleotide messenger RNA. The record is from the annotation of a GenBank genome assembly. NCBI's taxonomy places the organism in Eukaryota, Dinophyceae, Syndiniales, Amoebophryaceae.